AUGGCACCUUCAAAGCGUAAAGCAGAGCCAUCAACUCACUCUUCUGCCCCGGCUGCUAAACUGGGUAAGCUCAAAAAGAAGUUCAAAAAACGGCUUCAUCAUCGCGCCCAAGCAGGCAGCAACGACUCACCGGAGGCAAACACAAGCACAAAGUCAAAGCCUAUUAAAAAGGGUGUAGCAAUCAAGUCCAAAGGUCCGAAAUCGCCCACCAAAUCCAACAAAUCUCGACGACAAGCGAACGGUCAUAGUACGGUUGUCAAUGAAUCACCAUCCUCUAAAGUAUCCGUCAACAUUUCAUUGAAAGAUAACUCGUCUCAAGAUGACAGUGACGAAGGCCAUGAAGAAUCUGAUGGCCCUCAGUACUGGCUCAUGAAAGCUGAGCCUGAAUCACGUAUCGAGAAAGGGAAGGACGUCAAAUUCUCAAUCGACGACCUAAACGACGCAAAGGAGGCGGAGCCCUGGGACGAUAACGCUUACCCUGCCGCAGAGUCGGCAUUUGACCCUAAGCACCCAUACUAUGACGAAAAGUCCAACCGAGACAAUCCGAAAUGGUGCGUUGUCCAUGUCGAGUACCGUCGGAAAUUCCAGAACAUGGUCAAAUUGAAGGAGCUUCAAAAAUAUGGCAAAGAAGGUGGCGUGCUACAAGCUAUGCCAUUGCUCAAACAAUCGCGGCUAAGCGUCUCGAAAGUGUCGAAGAAUGAAUGGGACUUUAUCAUGACCCUGGUAGAUGAAGAUAUUGAGGUGAUUGGAGCAUGA
Molecule: messenger RNA, 756 nt
Organism: Bacidia gigantensis
Lineage: Eukaryota; Fungi; Ascomycota; Lecanoromycetes; Lecanorales; Ramalinaceae
Exons: 3
Coding region: 1-756 (251 amino acids)
Cellular component (GO): nucleus
Source: RefSeq, a predicted model, not a curated record